GCACCUUUUUACUUUUGCUUUUACUUUUACUUUUCUGAAUUUUUGAAAUAUUAUUAUUGUUUAUUUAUACAGAAAAUAUACACGCCUGGUCAUACAAAAAAGAACCUUACCUUUGUCAUAAAAGACGGAAAGUACUGUCAAAUAGCGUCUUUUUUAUUUGACAACCAGCAAAUUCAACAACCAGCAUGUCGCGGCAACGCCGGCCUUCGCACGGGAACAGGGGCCAGCAUGAUAUGGGCAAUGUCAGCAGUGACGCGGAGCGCAAGGAGCAGGCACUUCGCAAAGCAGAAGGUAUAUCAAUUUUUUUAGUGCUCAGCAUUUAUUUCAAUUGAAAUUUCGAGAUGAGGGCAACUUGUGUCGCAAGGAACCAAAAAUUAAAAAGCACACACUUUUCUCAUCAACGCACUUAUAGACGCGCUGUGGCAGCUUCCGCGGGGCCUGGACGGGAUCAAGCGGAAUGACUUUAACCCGGUUGCCCUGGCCAUGCAGAUGAUGGAUACGAGCUCGCUGGGAAAGAGCUACGAUGAGUUCUGCUACUUUUACAACCUCCUGAACGAGUCCCUGGACGGCAUUGUCAACGAGUACUACGGCGGGUUCAACGAUUCCAUUCUGACGUUCAGCGGACUACAUGAUAAGAUCCAGGGCGCAUCUGGCUCGGUGAACCACGUCAAAAACAACCUGCAAAAGGUGCGCCGCAUGAUUCUAGAGGAGCGAGGCAGUCUCGACCAGCUUUACACGAAGAGCAACCAGCUGGGCGCCAUUGUGUCGAUACUCGACCGCUUUGAGGAGGUUAAGAAGUUCCCCGAAGAGCUGUCCGGGUAUGUGCGCGAGAAAAAGUUCCUCAUAGCAGCGAACAAACUCGUGCAAAACAUGCAGUUUGUGUUUGAUCCCGAGCUUAACCCGAUCGAGGCACUUUUGGGCCUGCGCCAUCAGCUAGAGAAAGAGAAGAGUGAGCUCCUCAAGAUGAUUAUUGACGAGCUCCAUAACCACAUAUACCUGAAGAGCCCGUACUGCGAGCGCAAAAUGGGGGUUGAGGGCGAGGAUGACGACGACGAGGUCCCUGAUAGCUCUUCUAGCGGGGGGAAUGUGGGUAUGAAGGCACAGGCUAACAAGCCCGGCGACGCAUCAGGCGCUCGGCCGAGAGUAAAGGGCUCACGGAAGAACAAGCGUGCUGCCACAGCAGCCGGCGCGGGAGACGACGAAAACCCCGAGACUGACUCCUUUGCGUACGUUGAGAUGUUGCUCGAGAGUCUUGCCGCCCUGGACAACACGAACGAGGCCAUGCAGGAGAUCAAGAGCUCUAUUAAUCUGGAGCUCUCGCGGCUGAUUGACAGCGUUUUGGGCGAGGUCGAGGAGCGCAACCGGGCGCUCAUCGUCAAGACCAGGGUGGCCGACCAGCAGGAUGACUUGCUGUCGCAGGACACUGAUCGCGAAGUUUUGUUUGAUUUUUCGCGCAUUAUGUUUGCGCGGCUGGAGACCGUUCUGGAGUACCAUGACUACUUGCUGGAUGUGGUUAACAAUAUGGACCGCCACGAUCGCCGUGCAGUCGCUGCGCCUGGCGGCUUUGUUACCGCGCGCGCCCAGAGUUCCCAGUCGUACUCUAUCGAAGACGUGUGGAGCGCGAUCAGGACAGAGAUCCUGGCGCUGCUCAACGACUAUCUCAUUCCGGAGGACAGGCAGCUUGGCGGCUCCAUGGAUGCUGCUCGGGGCGGCAGCGGCAUGAAGACGGGGAUCCGCGAUCUGUUCCACAUGGAUAAGAGCGCUGACAUCACCGACACUGUCGAGUCGCUGUACUUGCAGAUCGAGAGCCACUUCCAAGACUUGACCACAACAAUUCCCAAAAAGAAGAAGGAAACGGGCGCUCCCGCGGUCAUCGACGAGUAUGCAGACCAGCAGAACAGCAUGCGGCACAGGAUGCUGGUCGAGCCGAGUAUAGACCAUGCGCCGACUUUGCUCAACAUGGCGCUGUCGUUCACAAAGCGCGUCUCGGCGCUUGUAGACUCUGUGCCACAGGGGUCACUGCCGGCCAGCGCGUUGUCGCCCUCAGUCAGGCGCAGCGUCAUGCGCGACAUGGCGACCUCGCGGCCCACGUCGCCCAGCCAGCUGGCAUCUUCUUAUGAUGACGGGGACGCCGAUGCCGACGAGUACUUGCAGGUGUUCUUCAGAACGGUGUUUCUGCCGCGCGCCGAGGCCUACGCCAUGCAGCUGUUUGACGCCGUCACGUCAGCCAGCGACGCAUUCGACAUCGACCUCAACACGUACUUUAACGGGCGUCCGAUUUUCCGCAGCGCCGCAGCCAUCGUCCCGCUGCUACACAGCUUCGGAACGCUGCUCAACAACCUCAACUCGUUCAAAGGAGAUAACUGGGGCAUCUUGCUGCAGCUGGCCAACAAAUACUACGAAAAGUGUGGGGAGCUGUUCCGCGACACCGUGCGGUCGCCCGAGAACCAGGUAUACACGAGCGUCAAGUGGUCCGAGACUCCUGACCUGCAGCAGCUGUUUGGCCGCAAGCUCAAGCAAGCGAACGCCCGCAUUCGGGCGCCCGAGACCGGGGCCGACAUUGACCGGGAGAUUCGCCUGGAGGAAAGUCUCAAGACAGAGCGCUCCCUGCAUCUGAGCGAGCUUAUUUUCGAUCUCAAACGGCUGGUGUGCACGGCGCAAUUGCACCAGACGCUCGAGUGGCUUCUGGUCCAGCUCAACAAGGUUUCGGCGGACCGCGCGCACAUACUGAGCAGACAUGAUGGCGCGACAUCGGUGGCGUUGCUGAAGAAACACGAGGCGGACAAAUCCAAAAUUGUCGGCCGGUACACUGCGUUAUCCAUGCAAUGUCUCAUGGUGUUGCGCAUCGAAGUGCACGCGCACUGCACGUAUUAUCUUGAUUUGGCGACCCGCGAGGGCAGCUACUAUCUCGAGAGUGACGCUGUGGAGCCCGACCAGUAUAUCCAGGCGUUGAAUGCCGACGUAUCGGCGAUCGAAGACAAGAUGGAGAACUGCUUGCCGGCGGACAGACUGGCGCUUGUUUUUGGUGGUAUCUCCGUGUUGAUGGCGCACACACUGAUUGCUAACACGCGGUAUAUUCGCCAUUUCAACGCAGCGGGCAACCGCAAGAUGAUUCGCAAUAUUUUGGCGCUGCAGCAGAACCUCACAAAUAUUGCUUUGCCCGAGGAAAGCGGGCUGGACAAAGCGCGCAGGUUCUACGAGUUGUACGACAUGGGGGCGGACGGGAUCCUCAAGCAUAUUGCGGAGAACGGGGUAGGAUUUUCGUUUGAAAACUACCGUCGGCUUGUUGACUUUAUUUAUAUGGGCGGCAGCCAGGCGGGCGAGUCAUCGGCAGUGACAGGAACGGCAGCGGCGGGGCGUGUCAGUAGCCAGGCGGAGACCAAGCAGAACGAGGACUACGAUGUUUACAUUAACCGGUUGCGUGAUCUGCUUGCGCAGUCGCAGGGUGUCGGUAUGCCGACAGCGUCGCGCCCAGAAUCAGGUGUGCAGCACCCAACAUCGGCCCAAAAACACACGUUUGUUAAAGUUUGAGG
Kickxella alabastrina is the source of this 3533-nucleotide messenger RNA. Its product is annotated as Sec8 exocyst complex component-specific domain-containing protein. NCBI's taxonomy places the organism in Eukaryota, Fungi, Kickxellomycota, Kickxellomycetes, Kickxellales, Kickxellaceae. The transcript has a single exon. The coding region runs from base 490 to 3531 and encodes 1013 amino acids. Gene Ontology annotation, biological process: exocytosis; Golgi to plasma membrane transport. Gene Ontology annotation, cellular component: exocyst. The record is from RefSeq and is a predicted model, not a curated record.